Molecule: messenger RNA, 1032 nt
Organism: Coccidioides posadasii C735 delta SOWgp
Lineage: Eukaryota; Fungi; Ascomycota; Eurotiomycetes; Onygenales; Onygenaceae
Source: RefSeq, a predicted model, not a curated record
AUGCCUGCCGCAGCCAUGAAUUCCGCAUUAUACCUCCCCAGCCGCUCCCUCCUCUCGUCCCUUGCCGGCUCCGCAACAUCCAGGAUUUCCAUUCCUUCACAUUCCCUAUACCAGCUGAGGCCCUUCUCCUCCUCCGGAAACCAAUAUGCGGCGAAAGGAACUUUUAAAGCUAUAAAGCCCCGGAUCCCGGCGCAGAUGAGCAUGAAAAACCGCGUCAAGGAGACUAUGAGCAGUGCCAAUCGAGACAUGAUACCAGACGACGUGGGAUUGCUACCAGGAACAUUUAUUAGACCUGCAUGGCGGAAUCUGCCUUCGAUAUUCAAAGAACCCAAGUUGAGGUUAAGAAUGGAGUGGAUGUCGUUGAAGAUGACCGUUGUGAACUUCAUUAGAUUCAUAAAUAAGAAACUUCCGCUGAGGCUACGAGAGCGUAAGAGCCGAGCUCUUGAGCUACACAAACAGAUGUAUACUUCAUUCGCAAAGUACAUCUCCCUCGGCCCCCUUGUCUAUUAUUUUACUCCUGGUAACCUUAUAACUGACGCCAUAUACAGCGGUGAUAUAACCUCUCUCAAAAAGACCUGCUGCCAGGGCAUCUUCCAAAACUUCGCAGCCCGCAUUUCCCGCCGUCCACGUACCUCUCCCCGACUCCUCUGGACGCUUCACUCAUAUAAGAAGUUCCCUUUCGCUCUCACAUUCUCCGGCGCACAAGUCAUUUCUGAUCGUGCUGCAGCUCUUCCCGAAGCCAAAGGUUUCGGCAUUCGGCAAACUGUGAUCAGAAUACAGAGCAAGCAGUCACUCAUCACCCCAAGCUCUGGGGAAGAGCAGAACGCAGCGCAGCAGAGUGAGAAGCAACAGGAUUGCGCAGAGUAUGUCGUUCUGCAGAGAUUCAUGCUCAAUGGGGAAGAUGGAGAUUGGAAGGUGUGGGGUUUGGCGGAAGAAACAACACCAGAGGAUUUGGAGACGGACCCGAUGUUUGCUCAGGGCUUGACCAUGAAGGAUCGGAUCGAGAUGUUGAGUAUGAGAUUUAAACAGUGA